Molecule: messenger RNA, 2520 nt
Organism: Pichia kudriavzevii
Lineage: Eukaryota; Fungi; Ascomycota; Pichiomycetes; Pichiales; Pichiaceae
Exons: 1
Coding region: 1-2520 (839 amino acids)
Biological process (GO): intracellular signal transduction; microtubule cytoskeleton organization; protein phosphorylation
Cellular component (GO): cytoplasm
Molecular function (GO): tau-protein kinase activity; protein serine/threonine kinase activity; ATP binding
Source: RefSeq, a predicted model, not a curated record
AUGUCCCAAUACGCAACGGUGGAGAUACCUCCGCAUCAGAAGAAACACAUUGAUGGGUCAACUGGGAAAAGGAAGCCGCAUCGUGAAGUUAGGUUUGGCAACUACGUAUUAGGAUCCACACUUGGUGAGGGCGAGUUUGGUAAAGUCAAGCUUGGGUGGAGAAAAGACGGGAAACUCCCUUCACAGGCGGCCAUCAAGUUGAUCAAGAGGGACUCUAUUCCAACUGGUUCUCAGAAGGAGGAGAAAAUAUACAGAGAAAUCAGUGCCUUGAAGAAGUUGAGGCACCCGAACAUUGUCAGGCUAGUCGAAGUUUUACAGAAUGAUAAAUACAUUGGAAUAGUCUUGGAAUAUGCUUCUGGAGGUGAAUUGUUUGACUAUAUUCUUGAUCAUCGAUACCUCAAGGAGUCCAUGGCAUGUCGAUUAUUCGCUCAGCUUGUAUCCGGUGUUAAUUAUAUGCAUUCCAAAGGUAUCGUCCAUAGAGACUUGAAGCUAGAAAACCUACUACUGGACAAACAUAAAAAUAUAAUCAUUACAGAUUUUGGCUUUGUAAAUACUUUCCAAAAUUCUGCAAAUGACCUAAUGAAAACCAGCUGUGGAUCUCCUUGUUAUGCUGCACCAGAAUUGGUCGUUAGUAAUCACCCUUACGAGGCCCGCAAAGUCGACGUUUGGUCUUGUGGUGUGAUUCUCUACGCCAUGUUGGCCGGCUACCUACCCUUUGAUGAUGAUCCUGAAAACCCCGACGGGUCAAACAUCGCAAGGCUAUACCAUUACAUAACUCAUACAUCUUUAACAUUCCCUGAGUACAUUCAACCAACCCCAAGAGAUUUAUUGAGAAGAAUUUUGGUUUCUAACCCAAAGAGGAGAAUAUCACUCAAAGAAGUAACAACUCAUAGGUGGCUAGCACCGCAUAUGCCUUUCCUAUCAGUCUCACCUAUUGAAUGGGACAAAAAUUAUAGGACUUCCAAACUACUUGCCCACCAACAAGAUAAUUAUAAUAACCGAAGAAUGUCAUUGAUGGAAAACCCAACUUCAGCAUCUCUAAUGCUAAACAAACCUACUUCGCAUAGACCUUACUCCACUCAAAAUGUCAAAUCUUUACUUUAUUCCAAUCCUGCUGCUCCUCAGACCUCAAAGACUGUUGCAAUUCCUUCAGAUGAUAGUUCUCCGAUUUCCUCACCAUUGAAAAACUCCAUGACCAUUUCCAUGGACUCUUCUUCAGAUCAAAUAAACCAAGGAAUAACUAGGCAUUCAAGAUCAGGCUCUGCUGCAAGUUUGGUACUACAAGCAGUGGUGGAAGCAGACACAGAGAAGAAAAAACGUUAUAGUAAUGGCUCUUCUGAGAUUCUGACAACGCCGGUUAAAAAUACCAAGCAAAGGCCAAUAUCUUUUGUUCCGUUACUUUCGGAUACUGCUAACAUUUUUACUGUUGACAACAGCAAUAAUAGUAUCAGUAGUAUCAGCAUUAACAAUAGCAAUAACAUGAAUAAUAUCAACCUCAAUACUAAUAAUAAGAAUAGGAAUUUUGAGACAAUCAAAGAAAGUCCGGAACAUUCUAAAAUAUCAAAUGUAUUGCCUCCACCAACUCCAAUAUUUAACAAGCCCUCUUCAAACACACACUCAUCAACAACAAAGUUACCCUCGUCGAGAAUUAAUAAACCAAGACCAACCUCAUAUCACCCUUCCUAUGCUUCUAACUUUACCCCAUCAGAUUUGUCUUAUCUCUCUAGUACAAACCAUUCAGAAGGUUCAUUAAAGCUAAAUACUGGUACCUCACGUGUGAAGAUAGCUAAUAGUAGUGUUUACUCGUCAACAUCCGAAUCCCUAAUUUCAACUUCACUUAAAGAAAUGGUGAUACCUGAAUCAGUUGACGAUGACCAAACGAACACCCAGACAGGCCAAUUGGAAUCUAUAACCAAAUCUUUUGAUACCCUUUCUCUUAAUAAGCCUUCAGCGACAUCACCAAUUAUUUCAGAUAAAAUCAAAUUUUUUAACGAAGAUGUUGAAACUAUUAACACUAAGACAAGCGCAGCUAAUAACAACAAUGAUCCGGAUUCAACAAUUAUUGAAAAUGAUGAUUCUGAAAAAGAGAAUUUACCAAGUUCUAGUUCUAAUAUCCUUCCCAAUGAGGAUAUCAAGCCUCAACCAACUAUUGAGAAUCCAAAAUACAAACGUUUUAGUUUGCUAUCCUUUUAUCAGACUACACCUGGGCCUUCAGAACCCCUGACUUUGAAUAAACGAUCCCCCCUUUCACCGCAUCCAGAAUAUGAAGCGAAAUCAAGGAAUGUUUCGAGUUCGAAUCCAAAUGCUAGCUCAACUGCAACUGCACAUGCAAAUUCAAACUCAAAUGCAAAGUCUGCCAAGACUAAUAACAAAUAUACAGAAGCUUCAACUAAUAAAUCAGAACGUCGAGUAUCGAGUGUAAAUGUGCAUGAUAGUAAGAAAGCAGACAGAGUGGAAAGAGAAACCUCAACUGCACGGAAAGUUAUGGACUUUUUCAAGCGUCGUAGCAUGAGAAUAUAA